AAAGUGGGCGUUAGAAACGCUGUCGUCAGGAAAAAGGCGAUCUUUGGACACGUAUUGUAAACGCCCAUAGCGUUUUGUUCAUGAUUUUAAAUCAUAGACAAAAUACAUGGUUUUGUGUUCACCACUUGAAAGCUGAGCUGCAUUUGAUUAAGAAACAUGAAAAGGAGGUUAUUGCUGGUGUCAAACUCGACCCUUUACGGUGGAGGUUAUUUGGAUCACUGUCAACAAGAGAUAAAGCAGUUUUUCGGAGAUCAUGUGAAAAAAAUACUCUUCGUUCCCUACGCUUUAAAAGACCGGGACACUUAUGCUAGCACUGCCCGGAAAAAGUUCACAAGUCUAGGUUAUGAACUGGACAGUGUACAUGAAGCAGCCGAUCCUGUGGAGGCAGUGAAAAGGGCAGAGGGCAUCUUCAUUGGGGGCGGCAACACAUUCCGUCUGCUCAAAACCUUGUACGAUCACAAGCUGGUGUCAGAAAUCCAGAGGCGUGUGCUGGUGGACGGGGUUCCAUACAUGGGUUCAAGUGCUGGCACAAACGUUUCCACCAUCAGCAUCCAUACCACAAACGACAUGCCCAUUGUCUACCCUCCAAGCCUGGAUGCCAUUGGCCUGGUGCCUUUUAACAUCAAUCCCCAUUACGUGGAUCCUGACCCUAACAGCAGGCACAUGGGGGAGACCCGAGAGCAGCGCAUUCUUCAGUUUCAUGAGGAACCCGAUACACCACAUGUGCUGGGCUUGAGGGAGGGAUCAAUGCUGCUCGUGGAGGGACACAAAGCCACGCUGCUGGGCAGCACUAAUGCAAGGCUCUUCCCCAGAGGAGAAGCGGCCACAGAAUUCACGCCAGGGAGCGAUCUCAGCUUCCUACUGACAGACUGAUCACUGGCUGGAAGCAGAAUGGCAUCUCACAAGCACAUAUCAUAUCAUGUGACCAGAGGAAUGACUGUACUUACAAGCAGAUUUAAGCUUACUGUUAAAAACAAUUGUCCAUUAAUCUUAAAUACUUUGGUUAGAUAUCUACUGUUAAGCAUCAAACCUGAAUGCAACACAUACAGGAGACCAAAAUCACAAGAGAUGUUUAUUAAGACGCUGAAGAAGAAAUGUACCCAGAAAAUGCAAAAAUGGUUCUAUUCAGGUAGUAUAAUUGAGACCUUGCAUUUUAAAUAGGAAAUUACUAUCAUUCAAAGACACUGAACAUCUAAAAACAUUAGGGAUCCAGAAGCUACUGCAGCUUGGAAGAUUUUUUGCCAUCCUACAUAGAUGUUUGUCCUUGACACUCUAUUUUUAAUAGUAAAUAAAUUGUGAAAAUCAAUGGCUUAACUAUCUGACAUCACUAAAACCAUUACCUUUUUCUGUUAACUUAAUACGAGGAAAUGAUAAUUAUCCUGAGCACCAAUCAAUUAACAGCUUUUCUAACGAUUUGUUCAGCUGCUUUCUAACAAAGGCACUAUCCCUUUGGCCCAUGUUUCCAGGACACCGUGUGCGCAUGAAUACUCUGGCUAAAAUGAGCCUUUUUCUAAUGUUUUUGUUAUAGCAGUGUAAGUGUAUGUGCCCGCUAAUGGGUGGGAAUACUGUCCAGAGGGCUUCCUAGCUUUGUAUCCUGUGCAUCAAUGUACCGGACAGCCAAUUGAAAUACGGAUGGACAAUGGUAAUAAAAGGAGCUGAUAUGAUGUAUUCUUUAAAGUUUCCCCUCAUGGUCUAGAAUGCUGAUCAACAGCAACUCAAAUUGUAACUUUGGAUACAGUUUUUUUUAACUUAAAAAUGCAAUUCCAGUUUUGACCACAAGAGGUCAAGAUUGUAUAUUUGUCGACAAUUAAUGUAUUCCCUGGGUGAGGAAUAAAUAUGGUUUUGGGAGUGGUC
Messenger RNA from Paramormyrops kingsleyae, 1854 nucleotides. RefSeq names its product alpha-aspartyl dipeptidase. The record is from RefSeq and is a predicted model, not a curated record. Gene Ontology annotation, biological process: proteolysis. Lineage: Eukaryota; Metazoa; Chordata; Actinopteri; Osteoglossiformes; Mormyridae. Gene Ontology annotation, molecular function: serine-type peptidase activity.